Messenger RNA from Magallana angulata, 8611 nucleotides. Its product is annotated as maltase-glucoamylase-like. The coding region runs from base 178 to 8382 and encodes 2734 amino acids. Gene Ontology annotation, biological process: carbohydrate metabolic process. Gene Ontology annotation, molecular function: carbohydrate binding; alpha-1,4-glucosidase activity. NCBI's taxonomy places the organism in Eukaryota, Metazoa, Mollusca, Bivalvia, Ostreida, Ostreidae. The transcript has 31 exons. The record is from RefSeq and is a predicted model, not a curated record.
GGUCUCUCUUGAAAAGGAAGUGUCAAAAUAUUGAUAAGACUGCGAAUUCCCCGGUUGAUAUCAUCCAUACUAAACAAAUAAAAUAAUCCUGAAGGCGAAGGACGUUUGUGUGCACUACCACAAAAUACUCGGUCACCGAGAGACGGAGGGGGCACCGACACCCAAGCAGACGACAAAAUGGCAGGAAAUCGCUGCAGCAAAGAGAGGGUGGGGAUCACGCUUCUUGUGAUUGUUGUCCUCGCCUGUAUCAUCACUCCGAUCGUCUAUCUAGUUCAACAGCCGGACAAACGACAGGACGGUCCCAAAACCCUCCCUACACCGGCACCUAUACCGGCCAUACCGGCCGAGCUUCACCAACGAAUAGACUGUCUACCCGAGGCGCGGGGAAAAUUUAUGAAACUUACGAAAGAAGAAUGCGAGCGACGGAACUGCGUCUUCGUACAGGAACAGUCGAACCAGAGUUGUGUUUACCCGGAUAAUUCGGAAUACGGAUAUUCCGUUGUACAAGAAACGAUAACCGUUUCUGCAACCCGGUACUAUCUACGGAAAAGAGGGAAGAGCCCUUUUACAAGUCCAGAUUUCAAAGAGCCCGUGGUCGUAGUAGAAGAAAGGGGAGAUAAUCUUGUCAGAAUAAAGUUUGAAGACAACAAAUCCCAGCGCUACAACGUUCCCCUGCCGAUCAACACACCCCCAAAGAAAGCCAGCGAUCCGAAAUAUGAAUUCAAAAUCGUGGACAAAGACACAUUUGCUUUCAAAUUAAUCAGAAAGUCCACAGGCACUGUAUUAUUGGACACGUCUGUUGGCGGGCUUUCUCUAACUGACCAGUUUCUCCAGUUCUCAACCCGCCUACCCAGCUCAAAUGUGUUCGGAUUCGGAGAAAAUGUCCACCAGUCCUUCAAACACAAUAUGAAUUACCAACAGUGGCCUAUGUUCUCACGCGAUCAAGCCACUGGUGGAAUUCACCAUUUCAACCUGUAUGGCGUCCAUCCAUUUUACACCUGUGUAGAGGAAGAUGGCAAUACGCAUGGAGUCCUUCUGCUAAACAGCAAUGCGCAAGAUUACGCGUUCACGCCACUCCCGAUGCUGACCUACAGAACUAUAGGCGGAGUUCUAGAUUUCUACGUCUUUCUGGGACCCACGCCUGAAAAUGUCAUUCAACAAUACACACAGGCGGUGGGGCGCCCAUUUCUCCCUCCCUACUGGUCCCUGGGCUUCCAGCUCUGUCGUUACGGCUAUAAUAGCUUACAGAAUAUGAAGAGAGCAGUGGAGAGAACAAGGAACGCUAGUAUACCGUUGGAUGUUCAAUAUGCCGAUAUAGACCACAUGGAUGAACGCAAAGACUUCACCAUUGACCCGGUGAACUUCAAUGGACUUAAGGAGUACUUUGACGAACUUCGAAGCCAAGGAAUGCGAACCAUUAUCAUAUUGGAUCCUGCAUUACUGCGCUCAGACCCAACCUACGAGCCCUACAAAAAGCUGAGUGACGUGAAGGGGGCCGUGAUGUGGGGAACCGAGACAGGAGGCGAGCGGUACAAGGAUCCAACGGGGGCCUUACUGGGCUAUGUAUGGCCCAACGGACAAGUCGUGUUCCCGGACUUUUUUAAGACGGCGACCAAGGACUUGUGGAAACAGCUGAUCAGGGAUCAUAGGGAGCAGCGACUGGUCAUGGACGGUCUUUGGAUCGAUAUGAACGAGCCGGCUAAUUUUGGAACCAAUGAAGAGAAGCCCUGGAAUUACCCCCCUAACGAACCUACCUGGAGUCUUCAUUGUCCGGAUUCCCCGCUGGAGGAUCCUCCUUACAGAACCAUGGCAGCUUUUGUGCACGAUGAAACGAACAAGAAGAAGCGUCUGUCGGAGAAGACCAUUUGUAUGACGUCACGGCAUGGCGACAAGAACGAUCUACAGCAUUACAAUGUCCACAGUCUGUAUGGAUGGAGCCAGACCCAGCCCACUCUGGAGGCUAUCCGCGAAGCGUCUAAAGAACGCGGCGUGGUGAUCACGAGGUCAACGUUUCCAGGAAGCGGGAAAUACGGAGGUCACUGGCUGGGUGACAAUGACAGCUCCUGGCUGUCCAUGAGGAACUCUAUCAUAGGAAUGUUGGAAUUUAAUCUUUUUGGAAUACCAUAUAUUGGUGCAGACAUUUGCGGCUUUAACCGCGACACCACAGAGGAGUUGUGUCUCAGGUGGAUGCAGCUUGGAGCAUUUUAUCCGUACGCCCGAAACCACAACGGAAUAGGAAACAUUGAGCAAGAUCCAGCAGCCCUUGGUGAGCGCGUGAGCAGAGCGUCACGUGAGGCACUGGAAACGCGUUAUCAACUCUUGCCGUAUUUGUACACGUUGUUCUAUUAUGCUCACGUGCACGGGAACACAGUGGUUCGACCUCUUCAUCAUGAAUUCACAAACGAUAAAUACACAAUGGAGAUAUCUGAACAAUUUCUCUGGGGUAGCUCACUACUCAUCUCCCCUGUUUUAUAUGAGGGUGCCCAAAGCAUCACUUAUUACUUGCCCGCAGGAAUAUGGUACAAUUAUUACAACGGAAGUUCAAUGCAGAGCACUGGUAAAAAAUACACAGAGAAUGUAAACCUAGAGGCUAAGAUCCCACUGUCCAUCAGGGGCGGAUCUAUCAUCCCUCAACAGACGCCUUCAACAACAACAGCGAAAAGUCGAAAGAAUCCAUUGUCCUUGAUAAUGGCACUGGACAGCGAUGGAAGCGCAGAAGGAAGUUUAUUUUGGGAUGAUGGAGUUUCUAUAGAGACCAUUGAGAGAAGUGAAUAUUUGCUUGUGUCCAUGAAAGUUAGACAGUCAACAUUCACUUACAACAUUGAAGGAGGAAACCCGUCAUCAAUCAAAGAAGGUGUUGUUAUUGAUAAAAUGGAAAUCUGGGGAAUCCAAGAAAACGUCAGCCUGGUUUUAAAGGACAACAGUGAACAAAUAUCCAGCUUCAAACAAGAGGGAAAUAAACUGAUCAUAGACAAUUUGUCCCACUCCUUGUCAGAAGAAUUUGAAAUGAAAUGGAUGAGUGGAAAAUUCGACGAUCUCCAAAGAAUUGACUGUUUUCCGGAACGGUUGGGAAAAUACGAAAAAUUAACCAAAGAGAAAUGUCAGAGCAGGGGUUGUGUGUACGACCCCACCCCGUCUGAGGCCCCAGAUUGUUACUUUCCUAUGACAGGGUACGGAUACAGUGUGUCAGGACGUGUGAAUAACAAGGAUAAUGGCUGGAUAGUACCUUUGAAGUUGAGGGGAAAGACCCCGUUCGGAGCCCCAAUCAUGGAUCUUCACUUCGAGAUCGAAAGCUAUGGAGAUGAUAUUUUCCGUUUUAAGAUUGACGUGCCAUCAAAGAACAGAUACACUGUUCCAUUAAACAUGGGGAUUACUCCACACAAACCUAGUUCAGAACCGAGAUACGAACUGAAGAUCACCAAUAAUGAAACAUUCUCUUUCCAAAUUAUAAGAAGAAGCUCUAAGGCUGUGAUCUGGGAUACGAGUGUGGGAGGAUUGACAUUUGAAAACCAAUUUCUACAAAUCGCCACAAAACUACCCUCUAGGAAUGUGUAUGGAUUUGGCGAGAAUGUCCAUAGUAAAUUUCGUCACGACUUGAAUUGGAAGCAGUGGCCUAUGUUUGCUCGAGACGAGGGGACGGGACAAGAGAAUUUUAAAAACCAUUAUGGAGUCCAUCCGUUCUACAUGUGUAUGGAAGAAGAUGGCCAGGCCCAUGGUAUUUUGCUGUUGAACAGUAAUGCACAAGAUUACGCUUUCACUCCCCUCCCUAUGUUAAUCUACAGAACUAUCGGGGGCAUACUCGAUUUCUAUGUCUUCAUGGGACCAGAACCUGAAAACGUGGUCCAACAAUAUCAUAAGGCUAUAGGAAGACCUUACUUACCGCCAUACUGGUCGUUGGGUUUCCAACUGUGUCGCUAUGGUUACAACAGUAUAGAAAAGAUGCAAGAAGCAGUAAACAGAACGAGGAAGGCAAACAUACCGCACGAUGUGCAGUAUGCAGACAUUGACCACAUGUAUAAACAGAUGGACUUCACCAUCGAUCACGAUAGAUUCCCUGGUUUGAAUGCCUACUUUCAAGGACUUCAGCAAAAAGGAAUGAAAACGAUUAUCAUUUUGGAUCCAACUUUAAUAAGCAACGUGUCUGGCUAUGAACCUUACGAAAGAAUAAAGGCAGUCCGAGGAAGCAUAAUGUGGCCUCAGAAUUACAGCAUUCCCCAUGACAGCAGUGAUAAUGGCGCAGUUCUAGGAUAUGUAUGGCCAGAAGGAAAGGUAAUUUUCCCUGAUUUCUUCAAGAACGCCACAGAACGGGUGUGGGAGGAGCUCAUCAGGUCCCAUCACAGCAACAUAAGUUUUGACGGACUUUGGAUUGACAUGAACGAACCAGCAAACUUUGGAACAAACGAAGAAAAACCAUGGAACUGGCCUCAAGGAGCUAAACCGUAUUGGAGUUUGAAAUGCAACGAAGGCGAGGCUCUGGAGGACCCGCCGUAUCGGACGAUGGCGGCUUUUGUAUACGACAGAGAAGACAGGAAGAUACGAAUAUCGGACAAAACGAUAUGUAUGGUAGCAAAGCAAGGAAAUAACGGAGAGUACAACCACUAUGAUGUACACAGUUUAUAUGGGUGGAGCCAAUCUCCUUCGACUCUGAAUGGUCUCAGACAAGCUACGAACAAAAGAGGCAUCAUGAUAUCCCGUUCGACGUUUCCCGGAAGUGGAAAGUACGCAGGGCACUGGUUAGGUGAUAACUCGGCUGUGUGGCCAGAUAUUCAUCUCUCCAUUAUUGGUAGUUUGGAGUUCAACCUUUUCGGUAUACCUUAUAUUGGAGCCGAUAUUUGUGGCUUUUUUGGAAACUCUUCUGCACAACUUUGCAAGAGAUGGAUGCAGUUAGGAGCGUUUUACACUUUCAGCAGAAAUCAUAAUGGAAUAAAUUACGAGCCUCAAGAUCCGGCUUAUUUUGGAGAAGACGUUGCAGAAGCAUCACGCAUUGCAUUGGAAACCCGCUACUCUUUACUCCCGUACUUGUAUACCUUGUUUUUCAGAUCUCAUAGUAUUGGUGGGACAGUGAUGAGGCCUCUCCAUCACGAAUUCCCUAGAGAUAAACUUACUUACGAUAUAGACUCGCAGUUUCUAUGGGGUCCAGCACUCUUGAUUUCACCAAUCCUGUAUGAAGAUCAAUCAACCUUAUCGUUCUAUCUGCCAAACGGUGACUGGUACGAUUUUUACACUGGCAAACACUACAUUGGAGGACAAAAGCUCAUCCAGGAAGUGGACGGAGAUUCUAAAAUUGGCCUGCAUGUUAGAGGUGGAUUUAUCUUGCCACAACAGACCUCGGCUCUCACCACUACUGAGAGUAGGACCAAACCGUUCACACUUUUGGUGGCCUUGAAUUACGAUGGGCGACGACGAACGGCCAGCGGUGAUUUAUACUGGGACGACGGAGACAGUAUUGAUCCGUCCGAUUAUUUCUAUUCCAAGUUUCAAUACAGCAAUGAUAUCCUCAGUAUGAGCAUUCAGAAGAAGUAUGACCAAUUGGUCCAGAACUUGGCAAUAGACACUGUGGUUGUUCUGGGGUUGCCAGAUAGUUUUAGAUAUGCUUACAUUCAAGGAAAUAAUUCGGAGUUAACCAUUGAAGGGGGUUCUAUGAGAAUGAUAAAGAAUUUGCGAAUUUCUCUGCAAAAAGACUUUGCCCUGGAGUUCAGGAAGGAAAUGAAACCGACAGAAGACGAAGCUUCUAGAAUUGACUGCUUGCCAGAUAUUACUGGAGAUGAAAAUCAAAACAUGAUGCUGUGCAGAAACAGAGGUUGCAUAUGGAAUAGGAUCGAAAAUAAGAAUUCCGUGCCCGCAUGUUUUAUAAAUGACACAAAUCAUGGCUAUACAUUCCUAAACGAAUCAUCAGGAUCUCAUAGUAAAACAAUUCAUCUUCAAUGGAAGAAUAAAUCGUCCGUCUUCGGAGGUGAUUUACGUAAGAUACGACUAAGCAUUCAGGAAUUGUCGGAAAAUAUUGUCCGUUUGAAAUUUGACGACCCUUCACAGAACAGGUAUGAAGUUCCGGUUCCUAUAAACAGAAACAUCAAGUCGCACACCCCGGCGAGUCAGAAAUAUGUAAUAGAGUACUCAAAUAGUAGCAGUUCCACUUUUUAUAUUAAAGUAAUAAGAAAAGAUACCAAGAAAACAAUUUUCGACACUUCGAUUGGAGGUUUCACCUUUGCCGACCAGUUUCUUCAAUUAUCCACAAUUCUCCCUUCAUCAUACGUAUACGGCAUUGGCGAAAACCGUCACUUUACGUUUCAACACAACUUAAAUUUCAAACGGUGGCCCAUGUUUUCUCGUGACAAUGGCGUCAACUGGGGGGAUUACGCCAACCUGUAUGGCGUUCAUCCAUUUUACAUGUGUGUGGAAGAUGAUGAUGGGAACUCGAAUGGCGUACUGUUGCUGAAUAGUAACGCUAUGGAGGUGGUGUUCAGUCCUCGGCCGUCUCUUACAUAUAGAACCGUUGGAGGCAUUCUCGAUUUUUAUGUCUUCAUGGGAUCAAGUCCAGAAAAUGUAAUUCAGGAGUACACAGGGGUAAUUGGACGACCGUACCUGCCGCCAUAUUGGGCGUUGGGCUUCCAGUUAAGUCGAUACGGAUACAACACUUUAGACAACCUAAAGUCGGCAACAAAGAGAAUGGUUGACAACGACAUUCCACUAGAUGUACAAUAUGCGGACAUAGAUCAUAUGGAUGAACGGAAGGACUUCACCAUUGAUGAAGUUAAUUUUAAAAAUUUAUCAGGAUAUGUUAAAGAACUUCAACAACAAAAUAUGCAUUUCAUUAUCAUUCUUGAUCCCGCUCUGAUUAGCAAUGAAACAAAUUACUAUCCUUAUGAUAUUGGAAAAGGAAGAAUGUUCAUUAAAUGGCCUAUUUUAAAUAAUGAUACCCGAAGCGGCCAGGACAUGCUUGGAUAUGUUUGGCCAAAGGGAAAAGUUGUUUUCCCAGAUUUCCUAAAAAAUGAAACACGUGAAUAUUGGAAAGAUUUGAUUGUCAGACAUCAUACAAAUUUGUCAUUUGAUGGAUUAUGGAUUGAUAUGAACGAACCAGCAAACUUUGGAACAAACGAAGAACGACCAUUUAAUUGGCCAGAGAAGGACAAGCCUUAUUGGUCUCUGAAGUGUCCAACCUCUGAACUGGACGAUCCUCCAUACAAACCAAGAGGCGUGUUCGGGCCUCGUUUGUCAGACAAAACACUAUGUAUGGUAGCGCUACAAAACGAUGGCGCCUACCAACACUAUGAUGUCCAUAGUUUGUAUGGUUGGAGCGAAACGGAGCCAACACUGUAUGGACUGAGGAAGGCUACAGGAGGAAACAAAAGAGGUAUUGUCAUAACCCGGUCUACCUAUCCAUCAAGUGGGAAAUACGCUGGUCACUGGCUAGGUGAUAACGACAGUAAAUGGCCUGAUGUGCACGACUCCAUCAUUGGACUCCUGGAAUUCAACCUCUUUGGUAUUCCGUACAUCGGAGCCGACAUCUGCGGAUUUUUUGGACAUCCUUCUGCAGAACUCUGUGAAAGAUGGAUGCAACUUGGGGCGUUUUACACAUUUUCUAGAAAUCACAAUACGAUUAACACGAAAGAUCAGGAUCCUGCGAUUUUUGGUCCAGCAAAUGCUGACUCUGCCAGGCGAGCUUUGAACUUGCGGUAUUCGCUCUUGCCUUACCUAUACACUUUGUUUUACGAGGUUAACUCUAAUGGCGGUACGGUGAUCCGAUCCAUGAUGCAAAAUUUCCCAAAAGACAUCAAGUUGCGCAACAUCGAUACUCAAUUCAUGUGGGGACCGGCCAUUAUGAUCGCUCCCGUUCUCAGCGCAGGGAAAAUUGAGGUGGAUGUAUAUUUUCCGGGGGGUAGGUGGUUUGACUUCACAUCCGGUGAACUUAUCAGUGAGGGGGAUAAGAAGAUAGUGACCGUGUCUGCUCCACGAGACAAAAUUCCUGUCUUUGUUCGAGAAGGUUACAUCAUUCCAACCCAGUUAUAUGGUGCUAACACCGAAGUCGCAAGAAAGAAUCCUAUGGAUAUAAUUAUCAUUCCGGACGAAAACGGAAAAGCAGAAGGUAAACUAUUCCUGGACGAUGGAGAUACUAUUGAUACCGUGGAAAAUGGGAAGUUCUAUUUGUCGUCAUUUAAAUUCAAUGGCACAUAUUUUUCAAUGACUAUUACCAUCCACAAUGAAACUAUGGUUGACAGCAUUCGUGUGGGAAGUAUGACUAUAUUUGGCAUGAAGAGAGAAAUAACUAGCGUUACAGUUAACAAUGCCAGUAAAUCCUUCGAGAAAUUAAAACCACAUAAUAAAUUGUAUAUUAAAGACUUGGGCGUCACACUGCAAAAUAACAUUGAAGUAGUUUUAAAAUGAUAAAUAAAGAAGCAUUAGUUCAUUUAUAGAUAUACACAUGUAUAUAGUUACUAGUAUAUAAAGUAGUAUUGAUAGAUAUAGCUGCAGCUAUUGCACGCAUGUGUAAGACUAGUACAUAUUUAGCGUAGGAAAUGCAUAUAUUGUUAAUUCUGUUGAUAUCGGUUUCAAUGCUGUUUUAUUACUGCUUAAAUGGGUAAAUUUUUAAUAAAAUAAAUUCAAUAUAAUUUUA